CAGCCUCCUUUUAAGCCGCAAAAAUGGCAAGCACAAUGGGAAAAAAGCAGAACAAGAAAAAAGUGGAAGAGGUCCUAGAAGAAGAGGAGGAAGAGUAUGUGGUGGAGAAGGUCCUUGACAGGCGGGUCAUCAAAGGCAAAGUCGAGUACCUGCUCAAGUGGAAGGGCUUCUCAGAUGAAGAUAACACGUGGGAGCCGGAGGAGAACCUCGACUGCCCUGACCUCAUUGCGGAGUUCCUGCAGUCCCAGAAAAUGGCACAUGAGAGUGACAAGUCGGAAGGAAGCAAGCGCAAGGCGGACUCAGAUUCUGAGGAUAGGGGGGAGGAGAGCAGACCAAAGAAAAAGAAAGAGGAGGCUGAUAAGCCUCGAGGCUUUGCAAGAGGGUUUGAACCAGAGCGGAUUAUUGGUGCCACAGAUUCUAGCGGGGAGCUAAUGUUUCUGAUGAAGUGGAAGAACUCUGACGAAGCCGACCUGGUCCCUGCCAAGGAAGCGAACAUCAAGUGCCCACAGGUGGUCAUUUCAUUCUACGAGGAGAGGCUGACAUGGCACUCCUACCCCUCAGAGGAUGACGACAAGAAGGACGACAAGAACUAGCCUUCCUUCCCCUCCACCCCCAUCCCUCUUCUGGCCAACUUUUGUAUUAAAACAUCCAGACUGUGGGUUUGAGCAUGAAACAAGAAAAC
Molecule: messenger RNA, 682 nt
Organism: Euleptes europaea (tarantolino)
Lineage: Eukaryota; Metazoa; Chordata; Lepidosauria; Squamata; Sphaerodactylidae
Gene: CBX1
Product: chromobox 1
Exons: 4
Coding region: 24-593 (189 amino acids)
Biological process (GO): negative regulation of transcription by RNA polymerase II; chromatin organization
Cellular component (GO): nucleus; pericentric heterochromatin
Molecular function (GO): chromatin binding
Source: RefSeq, a predicted model, not a curated record